Molecule: messenger RNA, 6525 nt
Organism: Acinonyx jubatus (cheetah)
Lineage: Eukaryota; Metazoa; Chordata; Mammalia; Carnivora; Felidae
Gene: ASPSCR1
Product: ASPSCR1 tether for SLC2A4, UBX domain containing
Exons: 13
Coding region: 4499-5833 (444 amino acids)
Molecular function (GO): protein binding
Source: RefSeq, a predicted model, not a curated record
GAGGAGCCCUUGGAAGCAGGUAGGGAGGCGUAUGGGUCAGCCGCAACCGUGGCUCAAGCGGCCACAAUCCUUGUUGCGCGUGAGGAAGCUCGUGGGUCUGAGCACCCACCAUCCUGCUCAGUUGCCUGAGGCUCGGCGGGGCGGGGCUGGUCGGCGGCCACCCCUGGAAUUGAGGGUACAGGGUCCUGGCCGUUUUGGCCAAGGCUCGGGAGGGAGCUCACCUCCCCUGCGGGAGGAAGAGACAGAGCCAGGCGGCUGAGCGUCAGGAUGGGACAGGCAGAGGUAGAUCUGGGGCCCAGGCAGCUGGCUCCGGGAAAGAGAAGAGGGAGGCGGGGGGAGGGGGGGAUCGUGGCAGUGCAGUGGAAAACGGUGCCAGGACCGGACGCUGCAUUUCCAGACUGCGAUGCUCCGCUGUGAGCACUGGAGCCGGAGGAAGGGACACCGCAGGCCCGCGGAAAGGCCCCAGGCUCCCGGCAGCACCACCAGGAGGGCGGCUGACCGGUGCCUUCACCUGCUGCAGGAAAAGUGUUUAUCCUAGAAUUAUCUGUCAGAAUAUCAGAGGCGUGGAUGGAACCAAGCGGUGUCUAGGCCUGAAAGGUCGCACGGUCUCCCCUUGCACAUGCUCUGAGGACGCUGCCGAGGCCACCGCACCGAAGGGCAGGCAGGGUCCACCCGGGAGGAGCUGGACACGCGCGCCAAGGGUCCCGCCUGACGGAGGGACGCACCGGCUCCCUGCCCUCGAGGCUGGGGCUGGCGGCGAGGAGUAGCUCAGAGUUGGGCAGCCGGGUCGCCCUGCCGUGAGGACCUGCCUCCAGAGGAGACUGCAGUACUUACGUGCAAAUAAAACCGAACAGCGUCGGAAACCUGGAAACCGGUGUUUCCAAAAGACCCCAGUCCCCUGCGACGGAUUCUGUCCCCUGCGGCAAUGCGUAGGAUCUGGUCCCCCGGCCGGUGGUGGCUGGAACUAGACAGGGUACCGGUGGAGGGUGCCGAGGGUUCUGGGACUGGCCUUUCAGCACUGGCCGGUGGGGUCAGCUGUUGAUGGAGUGUGAGGAGCGGAACAGGGGAGUGGAGACCGCUCUUGGGAGAAGCUGGGUGGCGUCAGGAGGAGCUGGGCCCCUCAGGUCGCUUCAGUUGGCCGCGGGGUGUCCGUGAAAGUGUGUGAGUGGGAGCAGAGCAAUUUGCCUCCUCUACGUGCUGCUUACAAAGGUACCGUAACAUCUCUAGAAGUUUCCUCCCGGCACCCUUGCCCCAGCCGUGCGGCUGCUGCCCCGUCUGUGUCCCACCGGCUCCAGGCAGGGCGGGCGCUUCUCCGCUCGUGCUUUCCUGGGAAGCUGGCGCCACUAACCACGGAGCAGGGUCCACAGAAGGGAGGGCAGGUGGCAUCUGUGGCCACAGUCACGGCCCCAUGCCUGAUUGGCGGGGCUUGGUGGGGCCGAGCUAGGGCCUUGCAGGGGCUGCACCUGCCGCUGUGGGACACCGCUGGUGCGGAUGUGUGCGUGGUCCCGGGAUGGAUCCUCGCGCAGCGGGGACGACGCGCCAGGACUCACGGCAGCUCCCGUGCUGGCGGGGGCGGGGGGGGGCAGGCAGCUCUGGGAAUUCCAAAUCUUCACGGGACAGGAUGAGCGGGAAGCGGGUUUUUCAGGAGGAGGUAAGCCUCUGAGCGACAGGCUUGGCAGGGAGCCGUCAGGUGAGUGCGCGUCCUGGGUCCACUGUGGGUCAGGUCGUGGCUCCUGUGCACGGUGGCUCUGCCCUGACCGCCAGCAUCUGGAUCACCUAACCGGCCACGGGACGUGCCACAUGUGCCACACGUGUGGGCUGCAGAGGUAAUUCAGACUUUUCUGGUAGCCACAUCAAAAGAACAGGUGAAAUUAAUUUCAGGAUUAUGGCGGACUUGACUCAGUGUGCCCAAAGUACUGUGCUUUGAACAUGUGAUUAACGGGAAAAUGAGACAUUUUUACAUUCUUUGUUGGAUGGAGAACUUUGACAUCUGGCGCGUCUCACACUUGGACCGGCCUUCCUACGGCUGCGGCCGUGUCCGUGCUUAGUGCCCACGUGGGCCUGGUCGCCGCCGCCGCCUCUGCUUGGCCUGACCGGCCCUCCCCCCACCUCCUCCUUGGGCACGUGCUGCAGGGAGGGCCACCAGGAGAGGGGCUCUGUCCUGGUGCCCCGUGUCCCCUGCUCCAGUCCGUGGCUCUGUCUCUGUGCUGCGUCUGACUGGUCAAAGCAGCAGGGCCUCGAGCAUCCUCGAGAGGGGCUGCCCGCGAGUUUGGGGACCAGCCUGCGGUCACACUGAGGGGGUGCAUGAGCCAUGCCCCAGAGCUUGCGGGUGGCCAGAGGUGUGGAUGCCGGGGUGUUCGUUCAGAGCUCUGGGGCACCGUCCCCCAUCUUUCCUUGGGAAGAAAAGGAAACUUCCCUCUUGAAACUGACCCUGCUCGGUCUGCCCUGGAGGAGGGGGCCCCGCGGCUCCCUGCGGCCCUGACCUCAUCUCCGUGUUGGGAUACGAGUGGCCCGGCCCCUCGGGAUGUGGCCUUGCCUCCUCGUGGCAGCCGAGUCUGAAGUCACAGUUCUGUCAGUCCCAAAUAGGUGAUGUAAAUAGAAGGGUCCGGAUGUCUGGCUUGCCUCCCUCAUGGCGUCCUGCCAGGAGCUGGCCCUGGGUGGACAGACAUCCCGUGUCCGUGGGGACAGCAUGUUUGUGGCGAGUGAAGCCAGUAGCAACGGUGUCUCGGCCCCACCCGGCCCUCCCCGCCGGCCCGUGGCCCAAGCGGGAGCGGCUUUGCAGAUCUUCCGAGGGGCUAGAGCCGUCCUGUCGACCGAGGCGAUGUGCGAGGAGGGGCGGGCGGGCAUCCGCGGAAGGUCUGCGUGACGCCCGGCCUUGAAUGACAGUGCUGCCUGGGUCGGGGGCCCAGCUCCCUCCAAGAGAGUCCUGGGGCUGCUGAGGUCUGCUGCUCUGGAACAACCACCCCCCCCACCCCCCGCCUGCUGUUCUGGAGGGAGAGCCCCGCUCAUUGGCCCGGGGGGUCUGGAAGCCGUCACGGCGCCCCUCCCCUGGCACGUCUACUGGCCUCUCCGUCAGAUCCCCACAUGGGAAUGGGAAUCCGAUCCCUCUGGAGGAGCUGCACAUCAAAGCCGGGCUGGCGUUUGAUGUCCAGGGGCCUUGAGGGCACAGAGAUGAGCAGGCCUUCCCCGGGCACCGUUCCUGUUCCGCUCCGCUCAUCCGUCCCCACCACAACGUCAGGUGCCAGAGGAAGGUCCUGGAGACGGCAUGCCUGGCCAGGGCUCCUGAAGGAGCAGCGAGGGCCCACUCGGACCUGGUGGGUGUCGGCCCAGCCAGCGUGUGGCCAGUUUUCUGAGUCCAGGUGGUCCGGGACCCCAUGUCCCCACUCGCCCUUGCUGGCCCUGGGGUCUGGUUUGCUGGAACGCACCGUCCUUGGCUGAGGUCCCUUCGCUUUCCCUGUCUUGUCUUCAGUAAGAAAAGUGCAUGAGCUGGCCGGGGGACGUCACCGACACUUUUGGGGUCCUAUAUUUUUCUGAGGCCUGGGCUCACUGAGUCUUGGGCCAGUCCCAGGUCUGUAGGGGUGCUCCCUGGCCCUGCUGUGCACGUGAGAUUACACCUUUUGUGGCCAGCCCCCUGCGUGACUCUGGUUGAGGCUGGCAGCCUCCUCUGGGGACCAGCUUCUUCACAGCUGUGGGUGUGGGGAGAGCACGGGUGAACUCCGUGGGGGCUAAUGGGCCUCCCACCUUCCUUUGGGGACGUUGGGAGGGCUGGUCAGGCUUGUGCAGGGACUCCUCCAGGGGUCCCAACAUCUAGCUCUGGACUGUGGGUCCCAGCUCUGGGCAACAGGCAGAGGAAAGCAAACAGGAGGAACAGAGAGAAAAAACCCACCCAGAGGAUGGGAUCAUGGGUCUUGGGGACGGUCCUAGGCAGCCGUGCCGUGCGCUCAGAGUGUCCGUGUGCGGCUGGAGGCCCUGCUGCUUGUGGUCACCAGCUCAGCUGCCGAGUCGUCUCGGCCGAGCCUGCAUGUGAAGCCCUGAGCCCUGGUAGGGCCGUGCAGCCUGGCCUGACGUCAUCCCAGGCCUCCCGCUCUGGCGGGCCCUGCCCCUCCGACUCGCCCUUCUCAUGGGAGAGGGCCUGGACAGGACACCGCAGGCGUGGUCUCCAGUGGGUGUCUGUGAGGGCUUAUUUCAGUGACGUGUAGGAGACGCGCUUUGCCGCCUGCAGUGGGAGGGCUCCAAAGCCAGGCCUCAGCCUGCCCGCUUGCCCCCUGACCUCCCCGGUCAGCACAGGGCCCCUAGCACAGGUGGUGGUGCACAGGUGCGUGGGGGGGGUGGGGGGGUGGGGGCAGCAUGUGUGUGUCCUGCUGUCCUGUGAGCGCGUGCAGCUGUGCUUCCUGGGGCCUGUUCCCUCCCGUGUGCGGGUCCCGUUUACGUCAGUGGCUCGGUCUGGUGCAGGGAGUGCCUGGAGCAGCCGAGCGAGGCGAGCCCGGUCUGUGUGUACAUGCGGGACGAGGUGACCGGCAGAGCCUCCUUGCAGAGCACGACGCUCAAGUCUCUAGGUCUCACCGGGGGCAGCGCCAUCAUCAGGUUCGCCAUGAAGCGACGCAGUCAGGAGCCUGGGGUCUCCCGGACCAAGACCCCAGGGAGCCCGGCCCCCUCCCUGUCGGCCGACCAGGCCACCGGCGGCCCUCUGCUCCCGCUGAAUUCGGUGGGGCUCAGCCAGGGUGACGUGAGCCAUCAGGAUGAAGUGGGCACCUCGGGGGCCAGCCGCGUGGACGCUCCAGCGAAGCAGAUCUCGAAGGAGCCUGCCCCCGCCCCCUUUGUUCCUUUCUCAGGUGGGGGACGGCGACUGGGGGGCUCGUCCGGGUCUGCCAGGUCUCUGACGUCGCCCUCAGCCAAACCGCCGAAGUCCUUCUCCGGCCCGGGAGGCCCCUCCAAGCCGAAGAAGUCGAGGCCUGGCCAGGAGCCCGGGUCAGAGCCGGAGCCGCCGGUGGAUCGGGACCCCGUGGUGUGCCACCCGGACCUGGGAGAGCUGCUCCAGGCUUGCCCUGCGGAGCUGCCGGAUGAGUUCUUCGAGGUGACCGUGGACGACGUGAGGAGGCGCCUGGCCCAGCUCAGGAGCGAGCGGAAGCGCCUGGAGGAAGCGCCCUUAGUGACCAAGGCUUUCAGGGAGGCUCAGAAGAGGGAGAAGCUGGAGCGGUACCCCAAGGUGGUCCUGAGGGUCCUGUUCCCUGACCGCUACAUCCUGCAGGGCUUUUUCCGCCCUAAUGAGACAGUGGGGGAUCUGCGGGACUUCGUGAGAAGCCACCUGGGGAAUCCUGAGCUGCCAUUCUAUUUGUUCAUCACUCCUCCAAAAACCAUCCUGGAUGACCACAGGCUGACCCUCUUUCAGGCAGAUCUCUUCCCUGCUGCCCUCGUGCACUUUGGAGCUGAGGAACCAACAGGCCUCUUCCUGGAGCCCAGGCUGCUGGAACGCACCGUCUCCCCGUCUGCGGCUGACUUGCUGGUGGCCAGGUGCAUGCCCAGGGCUGCUGGGGCCCCGCCCCCGAUGCCAGCCCCUGACCCUGCACCCCGUGACUUGGAGCCAACGGCUGAGGCGGGGGCGGUGGGGCUCCCUGAAUCCCGCCCCGAGACGGCCCAGCCGGUCAAGAGGGAUCUGGGCAAGGUGCCCAAGUGGCUGAAGCUGCCAGAAAGGGACCCCACCGCGCCCUGCCUGCAGCUCCCCACCCUGGGCUCAUCGAUUCUGCAGCCGGUCUGGACCCGCGUGGACCUGGGGGAUGCCGCUUGCCGGGACCUCACUCUUGUGAACAGAGGCACAGACAGGUGUCCUCCCUGACCGCCGACUUGACCUCACUGACACCGUUAAUUACCCCUCCUGUGAGGACUCCAGCGGCCCCAGGCGUUCGUUGCCUGGCCGCCUGUCUGAGCGCAGUGGCCGCAGGGCACAGGCUCCCGCCAGCCUCCUCUUCGGGUCUAAUCACUUCCACAUGCUCCCGGCUCUUUGAAGCCCCUAACACUCCCUGAGGAGAGGGGUGGGAGAGGAAAGUUGGGGGGCCAGCAUGGGAAGGGGUGCAGGAGGGAGCCAGCGGGGCUAAAUUAGGGAGGACAGGCUUACUGUCCGGCCCAGGCCCUCCUCAGGUGCGGGCUGCCCGCAAAGGCGCAGAUCUGCGUGGCAGGCAGGGUGGCUGUUGUCCCUCCCCAGGGGACACCCUGCAGCUCAGGUGUGGGAGCCCCAGGGAGGUGGGUGCCGUGGGGUGGCCAGGCCCCCGAGCGCCCGGGGGGCAGCCGCACCACCCAGACCGGCUCUGGACAGGUCCCAUGCAGCUCGGGUCUCCGGUGGGGCACGGCCUGAGGCCACGGAGCCGCCCUGACCUAGCUCCAGGUCCCUCCUGCCAGCAGACCCUGUCCACAGCAACAUUGCUGGGCCGUGGCAGCCCCACAGCCACGCACCCCGUGGCGGGAGCACCGUCCGGCAAGCGGCCACAUGCGUGAGGGCUCGGAUUUCACUGCCCCUCGCUGUGGCCCGCA